CCUGAACUAGAACACACUCUUUGUAUCCCGACUAAAACCAUCAAUACCCUCAUCAUCAUCAUCGCAAUGUCAGCAAAAGUGUCUGAGUCAUCAUCCGUAACAAAAAGGCUAAGGCCAAUGGCAUCUUUACGUGAAGUGGAAAAAGAGAAAUCCAAAGCGGAAAAAGCAUCAAAAGAAGGUAGAAUAAAACGUACUCGUCAUGCAUGCGUUUAUUGUCAACAUUUGAAGAUGCGAUGUAGUGGUCCAACGGAAGAAGGACCAUGCGAACGUUGUAGAAGAUCAGGUCAUGAAUGUUUAGUGGAAGAAAGAAGUCCGCAUAGACCUUGGACUAAACGCAAAGACGCUCAAAUACAACAACUUACCGAACGACUUGAAGAAAUGGAAAAUUUGCUGCGACUUAAUUCUCAAACCAACGCAUCUUAUAAUUCCACUAUACCCAUCAAUGAAUCAAUACCGCCAUCUUUCGAUUUGCAAUCAUCUUCGUACCACAAUGCACAGCCAAUCUUGGAUGAAUCGCAGAACGGAAACGGAUCAAUAAUGCACGAGAACAACAAUGGUGUGCCAGCAUACCCUGGAGAAGAUAGCACAAGCUUAACCUUUCCAAUGGCACAUCCUGAUACGCUAGAUGUUCCAUCAAGUAUACACAACACAACAGGCUUGGAUCACGUCUUUGGACAAUUUGAUGCAUCUUCAGUUUCGCCUUCUUCUGCUUCCGUGACUCGGGACGUGAAGUUCAUUCAAGAUAACAUUCAACAGUUUCCCUUUGUGUCAACUUAUAAAUUGACGCCAGAAGAGGCUGUUGAUCUAUUUCACAUCUUCAUGUACUCUUGCGCCAUGCACACAGUCAUUCUAGAUCCUGAUUGGCAUACGGUCGAAAGUGUGGGAAAUUCUUCGGCAUUUUUAUUCGGAGUUGUGGUAUAUAUUGGGUCAACCUUUCAUCGUACAAGAAGGACGAUGCGAAAAGAAUUAGAAGAAGAAAUGGAUUCUCUUAUCGGACGCACCAUCACAUCCGGACAUAAAUCCGUUGAAGUCGUUCAGGGUUUCCUUUUAUUAUACCAAUGGAACCUACCCGCAGAUGAUCCCGCCAACGAUCGAGCAUGGCUUCUGGCAGGAAUAGGAAUUCGUCUUGCAGCGGAAUUACAAUUGUACAAACCGAAGAAGGGCUUAAUUUCAUCACUCAAGGCCAGCACUGACGAGGUAAACUUCGAACGAAUCAAUCGUGAACGUUGCUGGCUCAUGACAUUUUGCGUGGAUAGAAGCUUAUCAAUGGCCGCUGGACGACCUUGGUCAAUGAGCGAAAAUGUCAGACUUGUUCGUGAUUCGGACGAAUGGUAUAGUGGCGCACAGACAAGAAGCUGGGAUUUGGGAAUAUCUGCGCUUGUUUCAUUGAUGAAGUUGGUAUCGAGGCAAACUGAUAUUUUGAAUACAUCAUUUUUCAAAUCGGACAAGAUUGAUGAUCAUCACAAUGAUUCCAACGGCCGGGAUGAAGAUUUUGACUGCGAUUCGAUGAUGCGAAUCAUGAACGGUGAAUUGGAACAUUGGAGAAGACAAUGGUAUACCCGAGGCUUUUUUACUUCGCCCGUAGAGCGAAGAGAUUCUACUGUCGUUGAAUUGCCUGAUAAUGCUUCACCCGCUACGACAUCCUCUGUUGAUACCAGUACGUUGGACAUACAUACAAAAACACUCCAUUACGUUACCAAACAGGCUUCACUUCGAUACAACUUUGCCGUUCUGGUCCUCAAUUCGUUCGGACUACAGUAUUGUGCCGGAAAGCCAUCUAUGAUUCAUACAAGAACAUCUUGUACCGCAAGAGCAAUUCAAGCUGGACAAAGUCUUGCAAAAGCGGCAAAAGAAGGAAUGGGAAAAUCAAUGAUUUAUUCACCACAUACGCAAUAUUCAAUUUUUGGUUUUGGUAUUAUUUCUUUGAUCAAAUUAGCACCUUUGGUUGUGGAUAAAGUGGUUUGUGAACGUAUUUUGAAUAUUGUUCAAACUUGUAUCACUUUUUUGGAAUCCGUUGCACUUACUUCUGAUCAUACACCCGCUCGUUUGGCUUCUCUUAGCAGGACAAUGUUGCGGAAGUACGAAGAAAGAACGUUGAUGGCAAAUGCUGGUAAGAGAAAACAUGAUGGCUCUAACGAGAAUGGCAAGGGUGGUAAUAAAAAGGCGAAAGGAUCUGCAGGACAGAAAGAGCCUACGCAAGACCAAAAUGACAGUCAAGAUCGACAAGAUGAUGAAAACGAAGGAACGCAAUUUGCACCUAAUUUGGAUUCAUUCAAACUUCCACAAAGAUCAUCAAGAAUGGUUACGCCAGAAAGAGGUCAUAUGUUUGCAAACGAUGGAAAUCCAAACGCUGCACAAAUUUUAUCUUCUAUAGGAUCAAAUUCUCAUAUCAACAGUAUCGGUUCAAAUGGUCACUCCCAACCUUUUUCUGAUCCAGACAUGAUUCCUUCCAAUUAUUUGGCCAAUGCAGAGACUGAUUCAAUUUUUCAAGGUAUCGGUUUAUUCGAAACGAACGAUUAUUCUAGCUUUCCUCAAAUGACUGUUGAACAAAUUUUGGAUUCGGAUUUCUGGUUACCCAUCUCUGAAAGUUGAACAAGUGUACACUAUCUCACGCUCAAAAAUCCUAGGUGAUAUUGCUUUGAAAAAGGUGUUCAUU
This is a messenger RNA of Meira miltonrushii, 2656 nucleotides long. RefSeq lists its product as uncharacterized. Lineage: Eukaryota; Fungi; Basidiomycota; Exobasidiomycetes; Exobasidiales; Brachybasidiaceae. The record is from RefSeq and is a predicted model, not a curated record. Bases 67 to 2592 code for a protein of 841 amino acids. Gene Ontology annotation, biological process: regulation of DNA-templated transcription; DNA-templated transcription. The transcript has a single exon. Gene Ontology annotation, molecular function: DNA-binding transcription factor activity, RNA polymerase II-specific; transcription cis-regulatory region binding; zinc ion binding. Gene Ontology annotation, cellular component: nucleus.